This is a messenger RNA of Rotaria socialis, 1353 nucleotides long. Lineage: Eukaryota; Metazoa; Rotifera; Eurotatoria; Philodinida; Philodinidae. The record is from the annotation of a GenBank genome assembly.
AUGGAUGUUAAUUGUUGUCCACGUAAUGAUUUUUCAUUUCCUAUGAAAAAUAAUACUAAAGAAUUUGUUUCAACUUGGCCAACACAGGCAUCAUCGUCAAACAAUGGUUUGAGUCUUGGUUCAACAUUAUCAAGUGAAAAUAUCUUCGAUCAAGAACAGAAACCUUUUCAAGAUUAUAUUCUACGUAACACAUCGAAUAUAAUGUCUUUCGAACAAUCGUGUGUAUUACCAUUUCAGCAACUUGUUUUAAAUGAUCUUAAUCCACGAACUAGUAGUUCAUCUAUGCUUCCAUUUUCAUUCAAUAAUGAACCAUUACCAUUCGGCUCAAGUCAUCAAUCGAAUAUGAAUGAUGAAAAUGUUCGACCUCCAUGGUUACUUUCAAUUGCACCACCACCACCACAACAACAACAACAACAACAACAACAAUCGAUGGUUCGCGUACAAGAUGAUACAACAGAAAACAUUCGCCAUUGGAUUGGCGAUUUUUCUACGGAACAAUCGCAUGAUGGAAAUAGUAUUCAUCAAAUUCCAUUACUUUCACAAAAAGUAUUUAUUGGUGGUGUACCACGUUUUGCAACUGAAUCUGAUAUUCAUGCGAAUUUCGAUCGCUUUGGUGUAUUUGAAAUACAAUGGCCAAAAUUACACGGCUUACACAAGGAGCAACAUCGUGAAAAUGGAUUUUUUCAUAUUGUUUUUCAUAAUGCAAAAUCUGUCUGUGCCCUGUUAGAUUGUUGUUCGCGUCAAACAAACAAUAAUGCAUGUGCAGAUUAUUUUAUACAUUUUGAAACAGCAACGGGUUCAAGAAAAACCGUUGAAAUCAUUCCGUGGAAUAUUGGCGAUAAUAAUUAUGCAUUACGACCACCACAACAACUUGACUCGAAAAAAACGAUUUUCGUUGGCAAUCUUCACGGUACAAUGACGGCUAGAUAUUUAUGGCGUUUAAUGGAAGAUCUAUUUGGUGGUGCCGUCUAUGCAGGAGUUGAUAUUGAUAAAUAUAAAUAUCCAAUUGGUAGUGGACGGGUUACAUUCGAUAAUAGUUCAAGUUUUCUUCAUGCGGUAUCAACAGCUUUCGUCGAUGUUCGAACGCCUCGUUUUCUCAAACGUCUUCAAAUUGAACCUCAUUUGCAAUAUCGAUUCUGUUCAUUAUGUAAGACAGCUGCUGGUGAUUUAUUUUGUCGAAAUUUUGCUUGCUUCGACUAUUUUUGUCAACGCUGUUGGCAAAAAAUCCAUAUCGGUAGUAUGGCAGCUCAUAAGGCAGUGACGCGUCAUUCCAAGUCGUCACAGCCACUCUUUCAUCCAUCACUACAAGCGCAAACCGUCGGUAGUGUUAUAGGUACAAAUGGAUUUCAAUAA